Equus quagga is the source of this 894-nucleotide messenger RNA. RefSeq lists its product as uncharacterized. The record is from RefSeq and is a predicted model, not a curated record. The transcript is spliced from 3 exons. Bases 1 to 723 code for a protein of 240 amino acids. Lineage: Eukaryota; Metazoa; Chordata; Mammalia; Perissodactyla; Equidae.
AUGUCCAUACUCUGCAAAGACCACAGCCACCCCGCCAUGAGGCUCCAAGAUCGGAAUCCAGGUCUGCUCAUUCCUCAUGUGGUGUUGCUUCCCCAAGGCAUCCACAGAGUAGCCACGGAGAGCAAGGCGGGGUCACUUGAAGGAGUCAUUUAUCUCCAAGUCCUUCUUCACGCAGAAAAAUCUGCCUCUGAGUAUUGGGUGUAUAGAGGAGCCUCUGCGAUUUGUUUAUGCUUUGAAUUGCAUAUUGUAAGUUCCAGCUCCAGGAAACAAUGCCACAAGGAAGUAAUCAAACCUCUUAAGUUCCCACCUGGAGACAGCGAACACAGGGAAAGGAUCCUCGAGAGUAAUGUUACCCUCCAAACAACUGGCUGCCGAGCGCACACAAAUAUCUGGUUUCCAUCACUUGCAGAGGUGCGUGAGGACCAUCCCAGCCCCGCUCUUGCCGCGGGUGCCUCUGAGAGGUCUGCCCCAGAUGCCUGCCUCAUGCUCACUUUACUGCAAACACUUGCCUUGGUCCUGUGCUGCGUGGGGUCAUGCUGGUUUCUGCAGAGAACUAGGAAGAUGAACAGGGGCUGUUCCAUGGGGCUGAACUGUGGCUCAAGGGCAGGCUGGGGACCAGAGGCCAUGCCAGUGGUCCUGCUGACCUCAUUUCUACAGGCCUGCCUGACCCCAUGCCUCCGUGCAUCCAGCAUCAACCUCCCAGCUCUCUCCAGCCCCAGAUGAGCUUGUGGGGACCCCAAGUUCAUCAUUCUCAAUUGGUCCCCCAUACAUGUACACGUAUACACGUGCAAGUAUCCACUGGAAUUUAAAAUUUUAAUAGUAGUAACUUCUGAAUGGCAAGAUUGGGGUGCUUCAAUGUUUUAAAUGUUUUUCUUGCUUACUUGUGUUUUUAAA